AACCGUGUCAGGUGAUUUACGCAUGUUGCAAUACAACGGUCCUGAUUGGGAGCUUAUUUCAUCAUAUCUUUAAAUAGAACAAUAUGCCGAAAUUCAUUUGACACUUUCGAAAUUUUCAAACGUUUGUGUUUAUGACUCUUAUCGUCUAUAUUACCCACCCAUAAUUUGGUUUUAAAAAUAUAAAUCGGGGCAUAUAUGGGAUUAUCGAUUAACAGUCGCUCCUUUAAUCCAAUCAUUAAUUGACAAUGCAAACUAAUUAGCAGGUGUUAACCGCGUUCACACCGUUGUAAUUAAUAUUCAUUUUCGGUUUCGUUACAGUUUUGAAGAAACCGCUAUUGCUUUGAUUUCUUUAAUGUUCGGGCUAUAACUCAUUGUCGCAGUUAAAACAAAGAAUUCCAAAUUGCGAACCGACGUUGCGUCAUGUGCGCAAACUAUCCUGCCGGCUUUCAUUAUAUUAUUAGCAGACGACAAAUGGUGAUUCUGAUUGGAUGCUUAAAAUACACUGUUACUGUUUACAAUCGACAAAAGGCCUAUCGUAAGUGAUCGGUGGCUGAUUAGAUAAUUGAUUGCACUUUGUUAUCGGAUUAUACGCAAUACACAGUGUACAAACACAUGGUCAGCGUGUUUUUUUUACGUAUGUCUGUCAAUAAAUCGGGCUACCGCUCUUAUAGAUUUAUAGUAGCCCGGCGGGCGUGAGCUGGAAAAUUUCAGUAGCCCGAUGAAAAAUUUCGGUAGCCCCCGGGCUCCGGGCAAUGGAUUUGUCGGACACUGACGUAUGUUCAUGAUUAAUGUCAAAGUGGUAACCACGUAUGUACAUGAUUAAUUUCAAAGUGAUAACCGCGUAUGCACACGAUUAAUGUCAAAGUUGUUACCACGUCUAUACUACUUUUAUGUCAAAGUGAUAACCACGUAUGUACAAGAUUAAUGUCAAAGUGAUAUCCACGUAUGUUCAUGAUUAAUGUCAAAGUGGUAACCACGUAUGUACAAGAUUUAUAUCAAAGUGAUAACCACGAAUGUACAAGAUUAAUGUUAAAGUAGAAACCACGUAUAUACUACAUUUAUGUCAAAGUGAUAGCCACGUAUGGACAAGAUUAAUGUCAAAUUGAUAACCGCGUAUAUUCACGUUUAAUGUCAAAGUGAUAACUACGUAUGUACUACAUUAAUAUCAAAGUGAUUUUCCUUGAUGAAACACGUACUUAACGUCAGUUCGAUCAAGAAUAUUAAUGUCAACGUCAUCCGCCUGGAGGAACAUCUGUAAUGCCAAACAGAUAUAUUCCUGGUGUGCAGCAUAAAUGUCAAAGUGAUCUCACCUGAAUUAUGAAAUAAUUGUCAAAGUGACAGACUAAUAUGCAACAUGAAUGUCAAAGUGAAGUUCCGCGAUAUGCACCAUACAUGUAAACGUGAUGUCAUAAGAUGUAUUUGGAACUGAUGUUAUGUGAUCUCCACGGAUAUGGAUUUAAACUGUCAAACGGACUAAGCUGAUUAACAUAAAUAUUGUUAAUGUGACCUUCCUUAAUAUGCAACAUUGAUUUCAAUGUGUUUUCCUCUUGAAAAGAACCACUAUAAUCAACUGAGCCUGGUUAUAUAUAAUUUAAUUGUGUAAUUGCUCUAUGAAAGCUUUGUGAUUUGUUUGUAAAUGCUUGUUCUGUCAAUGUGCUUUAUUGCAAAUUAACCAUCGCGUCCUAUUAAAAGAGAAGAAACAAUGAACAGGCUAUUCCAAGGGAAUUAACCGUGGAUAAAUUGCUGAAACGCUGUAAACAGUUGUCGAUCUUUGUAACUAUUACAUUCAGGGGAGGUAACCGUGUCUAAAACUUUUGGAAAACAAGGUGACAAUCGCAAUGGAAAAGAAAAUCGAUAUGUACAGUACUUAAAUAAAGCAAACAGGCUCUUUUGUAAAUGUAGUUAUCCAUAGCAGGUAUUAGUGGCCUUAAUCAAAGCUAGAGUUGUUUGAUGUGAAUUUUAAUGAAUGGUGUAUUGUUGAAGAUUUAUAUGUUUUGGACGUGCUUUGCUCUUUAGAAGUUAAGUGUUUAGAUCUAUAACGUUAUACGUGAGCGCUAUUUGUGCAUACAAGUUUUCUGUGAAGAACUUAGAAGGAAACGCACGAUAGUUCAAGACAGAGACUAUUUAGGAACCCGGAGAAACAGCUAGUAACCUGCUAGCUUGCUCGAUUGACUUUUGGCGACCAGACUAUGUCGACCUCGACUCCAAUGACGCAUAACCAUGGGCACCAUGAUAACCAUGACAACCACAUGGAUCACAGUAACCAUGACAACCACGACAUGCAUAGCAACCACCCGGAGUACAACGUGAUUGACGAACACGGAGUAAGCGAACACGGAUCGAUUCACGACCACGGAGCACACGAUGGGCAUCACAUGACAUUCUUCAACAUCGAAAAGGUCGCCACGAUGUUAUUUCAACACUGGCAGCUUAACUCCCCGAGAAACAUAUUUCUUGCCUGCCUUUGCACCCUCGUAUUGGCAAUUGGGUACACCGGCAUCAAAUGGCUCCGCCAGUAUUUACAUGUGCACUGGCAUCACAAGGGUAAAUUGCAUUCGAUUCGCAGCAAGGAACAUUUCCUACAGACCAUUCUCUACGUCACCGAGUUUAUUGUAAGCUAUGUCCUCAUGCUGACUGUGAUGACAUACAACGUAUGGAUAUUUAUAGUAACAAUCUUAGGGAUUACCCUUGGCUAUUUUGUGCUCGCUUGGCACAAAGAGUUCUUUCCAACGUCAUCCGGGUCCUGCGCAGAGAAAUGCCGGGAGAGCGCGGUGAAGAGCUUAAAAUAUGAGCGGAAUCCCUCCUCCCAAGAGUUAAUGCCCUUGGAAGGAGGUUGCAUCCCAGGGAACGAAACCGGUGCGUGUCGGGGUUGCAGCAUUGAAGACUACGAUAAGAAUGACGUCCAAUGAGAUUGAUGCAUAGCGGUGGAAGUGUUGGUGUUAUAUAUACACAUCUCGACCUGUGCGCUAAGAAAAACUCUUAAAAAACUUGAAUGGGUUGUGUUUAUUUCAAACUUGCAGUAAAAAACUAUAACCUAAUUUUGAAAAACGAGUUGCUCCUAAGAUUUUGCAAUAGUGCUUUGAUUAGUUGUUUGCUUACGAAAUAAAAUCUAGUUUCCAGAAAAUGUCUCCGUAGCGAGAAAUCAUAACGAUUCACCUAACAAAGUAGAACUGUUUACUCAAUUGCCGGAUAUUUCAGUUCUCCAUCUACAUUUAUUCACAAAUUUACAUAAUAUGUAAAUCAUAUGUUUCAUGCGUAGCUACGCCUUAUGCUGCUUGGGUUUGGAAUAACAACUCGUGUUUUUUCCUCAUUAUUCAUGUUUAAACCCUUAAUCCUACAAAAUGGAUAUAUAAAGUGCCUCUAUAAAUGGCGAUUUUUCAUGAUUAAGUUGUAUGUACUACUUCGCUGUGGUAGCUCAUUGGAUUUGAAGACCGAAAUUGGGUUAACACCAAGGUGUGGUACUACAAUUCCUUCUGUUAAUACAAUAGCGAACAACGGAUUGUUCAAUUGGGUUUACACCAAAGUGCGGUACUACAAUUCCUUCUGUUAAUACAAUAGCGAACAACGGAUUAUCAAUUGGGUUUACACCACAGUGCGGUACUACAAUUCCUUCUGUUAAUUCAAUAGCGAACAACGGAUUGUUCAAUUGGGUUCACACCAAAGUGCGGUACUACAAUUCCUUCUGUUAAUACAAUAGCGAACAACGGAUUGUUCAAUUGGGUUUACACCAAAGUGCGGUACUACAAUUCCUUCUGUUAAUACAAUAGCGAACAACGGAUUGUUCAAUUGGGUUUACACCAAAGUGCGGUACUACAAUUCCUUCUGUUAAUACAAUAGCGAACAACGGAUUGUUCAAUCAGCUACAGUUUAUUCGCUGGAUAACUGGUGUUGGUGGGUUCAAGAAAUACCGUUGUUCAAUGUAUGGUGGUAGUGGCUUAUACCAAGGCCGAAAUGAACUAUCGUCAUGUAACUGUACAUAAACGUCAUGGAUUGUAUCAAUUUAUUUGGGAUUUCACAAGGGCUUGUGAAGUUAAAGUCAAAUUCACCGUUACUAAAUACAGACCAAGAUUCCUGUCGGCUACACCUGAAGUCAUCAUGAAAGUAAUGUUAUUUUAAAACAUGACAAAGUGACCUUGACAUUUGUUUGCAAAACGUUCUCAAACGGUACACACGUGAGUCUGUUAUUUAAAUGCUGGUCGAUUUAGUAAGUUACAGUCUGCAAAGCUUUAUCACUCUAUUUGAGCAGGUGAACAUUUGUGGCUAGAGACGGUCAACUUGCCAAAUGAAUUGAGUUCCUUUCCAUACCAGCUGCACCAUAACCACAUUUUAUGUUGACCUCUGUGUGUGACCUUGACCUUUGAGCUAAGAACUUGGGUCUUGCGCAUGACACAUCGUCUAUUCACGAUAUUGCUGGAUGAAGAAUGAUGUUGCAGUGUGGGUGACCUACAUGACAUACAACUUGACUAGCUUUGCAGAAUGACCUUGACCUUUGAUAUAAAGACGUGGAUCGUUCACUUGGAAUGCUGUCUCCACUUGGUGAACUUUAACAACUAGUUAUUGUAAAAUUGCAUGAUGAAUUAUCAUGUUGAGGUGAUAUGCAAACCGAAUCCUACCCAAAAUUUCACCUUAACGGCUUAAGGUGUGACCAAGACCUUUCAGUCAGGGACAAACGCCUUCCAAGCUCUUCAUGGUGUAUAUUUGUGGUAUAAUAAGUUUUGAAAGUAAUGUUUGAUAUUCAUUUUGUUUAUUUCUUAAAAUAAAAUGCUGCUGAAUUA
Dreissena polymorpha is the source of this 4775-nucleotide messenger RNA. Its product is annotated as high affinity copper uptake protein 1-like. Lineage: Eukaryota; Metazoa; Mollusca; Bivalvia; Myida; Dreissenidae. The record is from RefSeq and is a predicted model, not a curated record. Gene Ontology annotation, cellular component: membrane. The coding region runs from base 2190 to 2909 and encodes 239 amino acids. The transcript is spliced from 5 exons. Gene Ontology annotation, biological process: copper ion transmembrane transport. Gene Ontology annotation, molecular function: copper ion transmembrane transporter activity.